This is a messenger RNA of Labrus mixtus (cuckoo wrasse), 3659 nucleotides long. It is a transcript of the gene tbxa2r, whose product is annotated as thromboxane A2 receptor. Gene Ontology annotation, cellular component: plasma membrane. The record is from RefSeq and is a predicted model, not a curated record. Gene Ontology annotation, biological process: positive regulation of cytosolic calcium ion concentration; positive regulation of vasoconstriction; positive regulation of blood pressure. The transcript is spliced from 4 exons. Lineage: Eukaryota; Metazoa; Chordata; Actinopteri; Labriformes; Labridae. Bases 133 to 1350 code for a protein of 405 amino acids. Gene Ontology annotation, molecular function: thromboxane A2 receptor activity.
CUGGAGGGGAAGAGAUUAGUAUCUGAGCUGCUGCAGAAGAGGCAGGGGUAAGGGAGACGAGAUAAGGAUGGUUUGGAUGGAGUGGUGCAAACUUCCGAACUGAUCCUCAACUAGGUCCUUGAGAGCUCUUUAAUGGUGGAUGAAGAGAGAAAUGACCCCGUUCACCUUGGCAUUGUAUUACCAUCUCUGAUUCAUCUGGAAUAUCUAACCCCUCAACAGCUGACCAUCAUGAAUGCCUCAGCACAGCCACUCACCAACAACACCCCACUCUGCUACUCCAUCAACAGUCCCCCAUUCGCGUUCAAACCCACCAUCGCCUCAGCCUACUUCUCAUCCAUCUUUGGCAGUUUGGGUCUUCUCUCCAAUCUCAUCGCCUUUGUAGUUCUCCUCAAGUCUUUCCGACGAACUCAUAGCCGCUCACGAUCCUCCUUCCUGAUCUUCCUGGGUGGCCUGGUGGUCACGGACUUCAUGGGUCUUCUGGUUACCAGCUCCAUCGUGAUCUCCUUCCAUGUUACGCACUUUAAUUGGCGGGAGUUAGAUCCAGACUGCCACUUCUGCAACUUCAUGGGCAUGUCCAUGGUCUUCUAUGGACUGUGCCCACUCCUGCUUGGUGCCGCCAUGGCCUUGGAGCGAUUUAUUGGCAUCAACUAUCCAUUUGCACGCUCCACCAGCAAUCCAAAGAGCCGCACAGUCUCCAUGGUGCUGAUGGUGUGGUUGAUUGCCGGCUGCAUAGCUUUGCUGCCUCUAAUAAACGUUGGGAGCUACCACAUGCAGAUGCCGGGUUCUUGGUGUUUCUUCAACAUCAGCUCAAAGGGAAAUGACCUGGUCUUCUCCCUGCUCUUCUCUCUAGUCGGGUUGAUGUGCAUCGCAGUGUCGUUUUUGUUGAACACUAUAAGUGUCGUGACCCUGAUCAAGGUGUGUUGUGGACAAGACCGAUCCCAGCGCCGCCGAGACGACGAAAUAGAGAUGAUGGUUCAGCUCAUCCUCAUCAUGGUCAUUGCUUCUAUCUGCUGGUGUCCUCUCUUGGUCUUUAUUGCACAAACUGUGCUGUCCAAAGUUCCUCUUCAGAUCAGAUCCCUACUGCUGUGGCUACGCUUCGCCACCUGGAACCAGAUCCUGGAUCCCUGGGCAUACAUCCUGUUCCGCAGGGCGGUUCUUAAGGGAAUCUUCCCCCGUCUCGACUGGUCUCGAGGCUCAAUCACGACACUGUACCCAUCUCUAAGCGGCACCAUCCGCAGGUUCACACGCGCUUCACUUUGGAGCACCGUGAGCUUAGACGAAACGGAAGGGACAGAAAAAUCUAAUGUAACAACCACUCGAGGUUUAAAACCAUCACCUCCUUCAACUUGAUUGGUUGGAUUGAGUUGCUUUUGAAGAAGAUGGAGGGACUUUCAGUAUGUGUUUGAAUAUAUUUUUUCACGUGAUUUGUGACCAAGAUAAUUAUCAGGAUUGCAUCGAUCAUUUUUGAUGAUAGUAUGAUUUGUUUUCUUGCAUAUCUUUGAUUUUGUUAGCAGUAUUAGCAACAAAAAUGUAAUAUAUUGUCUCUGUAGCCUUUUUUCCAAAGCACAAUUGUCUGAUAAGAAACAGGUUUUUAGCUAACUACAUGAAAGCUUUUUCAGAGUGAACAGGGGCUCUAGUCAUUCAUGCAGUCUAUUUAAUGUGAUCCUUUAUUCUGGUAGGACAUUCUGAAUUUUAAACACAUGUACUUUUCACUCAGAUGCUCUGGAGUGUCAUUUCAGACAUUGGAAGAAAUAUUUUAUUAAUGUUUUCCAGGAACAUGCCAAGGACUGUUAAAUUGUUUCCUUUCUGAGAGAAUUCAUCCUGAGAUGGUUUGAAGAACCUUUGAAUUUUAAAGGUCCAUCAAACCAGCUCAGGAUGGAGACUGGAAUAAAACAAUGGAGCAUGUAAUACUGAAACCGGGCUGGUCCUCAUCCUGAACAGCUGCUUGUGUGAAAAUGCUUUGACUCAAAUGAAAUAAUACUUAGACUGCCAGAGGCCUCCCAUAAAGUUGUCUUUGUAAGAGCCUAUUUAAUACAUUUCAAUGAAUAUUUUCUCUGUUUAAGCAAACCCACAAAAUUUGGUGACAAAGAAAGGAUCAAUUAUUGAGUUUUAACAGGAUUUAAAAUGGGAUCCUGUUGAUCAGAUUCCUGGUUUGUCAAAAGGAGAAAGAAGUUCAAAAUUGUCAAUUUUUUUCACUGUAAACUUCAACAGCCACAGUAUUUUUGUAGUAUUAACAAGUUGCUUUAACAUAAAUGCUACAUCAUGCUUGACAUCAGCCAAUCUGCAUCACUGAUAUAAAGAAUGUAGAUGUUGUUGUAUUGGGACUAUAUAUCAUAUAACUUAUACAAAUAUACAUAUCAAUGUCAAACUGUCCUAUGCUUAAUAGACAGAUCACCUAAACAAAAUGAACAUACAUUUCUCAACUGCCACUGUCAAGAGUCCAACGAUGAAGAUUAAGGUUUGGUUUGACUGAUCAGGUUUGGAGAUAUAAAUAACUUUCUGUUGUUUUGUUUUAGCACCUAAAACUUUAAGAAAGAUGAUGGGAGAUAAAAUGUAAGGUGGUCUUGUGUGUUGUCUAAUUUUAAUUGAAUUCUAAUACUUCCAUCUGGACGAAAUGUCAUUGUCUUAUCUAAUUGUGUGUAUGUGCAUACCUACCUCAGUUUGAGAUCUGGUGAAUAUUACCUGUUCUCAUAUUUCCCAGACCCAGAAUUACAUCAGAGUUUAAAAUUCAAAUGGAAAAUGUUGUUUUGGCCCAAAUUUGAAUAAGAAUCCAACUGGUUGAAUAUGAUUGCCGUUCUCCUCCUUACCUUUCCUCUGGGCCUCUGUCCAAUGUUUGAAAACAGUUUCUUUUUUAUAGCUGUACAGAGCAGAUUUACCUCUCAGAGAUGUUUAACUAACACUGCAAGAAAAUGACAGCACAGGAGGUGUUUUAUGAGAGCAUGAACAGAGAGCUGGAGAUGAUUUAGUCGUUGUAAAAUGUAACUUCAGUCUGAUUAGUUGGGCAGUGUAUUGUUAAAUUGAAGCAACAUUCUAAAAAUAAUUUAAAAAAAAAAGAUAUUUUAACCAUAGUUUAAUAGAUAAUAUGAACUGCCGCUGUCAAUUCUUUCUCUCCAAGUCACCGGGCUAUUUCCACUGAUUUUGGAAUCAUCAGCCAGAUGCCGAUGUUGCAGUAUGAUUUACAGACACAAGAUCACAGAAACUUGUGUGAUCAAAUGUGACUUCGGAAGAAAAACAAACAUGUUCUGUUCUGCCAUACGUUCUUAUUUUGCAGCGAAGAACAGAAAACAAGAAGAAGAAAAAAAACGGGCGAAAUCCUGCCUAAGACGCGUCACUUUAUAUAAUUUGCAGUUUGAGCUAGAGGCAAGUUGUUAAAAUAUGCACCAUCCGGUUGGUGACGUUUCCCGGUCUGCUCCCUUAUUGGCUAUUGCUAAAUUGGCAAAUCAGGCCCAAAAUCGACCUAAAAUGGUCUUAUAUGUAGCCUUCUUUAGAGUGAAUCUCAUUAACCAAACCAGUCACUGAUAAAUGUCUGACACAUGUCUUGCUUGAAUUUCAACUUCUUAGCAGUAUUGUCAUCAAAAAUGAAGUUGUAUAUGUUGAAUAAAACUUGCCUGAAAUGUUAUGUGAUUGCACAUGUGAAUAAAAAUGAAUAGAGAAAUGAA